AUGGGCUCCUCCUCCAAAAAAGACCGCGCGGAAUCCGUCCUCAGCGCCCCCGCCCCCUCCAUCAAGAGCGAGAAGCGGGAGAAGAGAUCGUCUAAGAAGUCGUCUUCCUCCAGACUGGAGGAUGUAGCCGAGUCGGUUUAUGAAGGCGAACAACACAAGAAGCGUAAAAAGGAGAAGAAGGAGAAGAAGCGCAAGGCUGCUGCUGCGGAGGCGGAGGGCGAGGAUGUAACUGCUACCGAAGAGGUGACUGACAACCUUCUCACCGCGGAGGACGAGAGGCCCAAGAAGAAGAAAAACAAGAGGGAUGAUGAUGAUGAGGUGAAGAGGGUCAAGAAGAGGAAGGAGGAGGAGGAGGAGGAGGAGGAGGAGGGAGGGGUCGGAUGGGGGGGAGACGAUCAAGAGCAAGGAGUCGAGGCGGAAGAGGAGGGAGAGGGAGGAGGAGGAGGAGAAGGAGAGACGGAGGAGGGGAGGAGAAACCCCCCACCACUACCGAAACCGCCCCUGCAGCCGACAACUGGCGCGUUGAUGCCCUCUCUGGCGGAGAAUCGCGCCAGUCCAAGUUCAUGCGUCUGCUCGGCGGGGGCAAAAAGCCCACCACCACCACUCCCGGGUCUGCCCGUCCCCGUCUGGACAUCAACCACGUCUCGGCAGAACUCGAACAGCAGUUCAGCGCCGGCAUCCGCCAGAAAUUCGAGACUGGGGGGCAAAAACCGUUUGAAGUGCGUGCGAAGUGGGAGUGGGCUGUGA
This is a messenger RNA of Podospora bellae-mahoneyi, 747 nucleotides long. RefSeq lists its product as uncharacterized. Lineage: Eukaryota; Fungi; Ascomycota; Sordariomycetes; Sordariales; Podosporaceae. Bases 1 to 747 code for a protein of 248 amino acids. The record is from RefSeq and is a predicted model, not a curated record. The transcript has 4 exons.